GCCACCUACUGCAUUGAGCGCUCAACAGUUAAAACUCAGGUUCUGUUGGUGUCAUGCACAGGAAGUUACUCUUCUGCUUUUGUGCUUCUGUGGUUUCUAGUUGUUACAUUGUGAGACACACUCCCCUCUCCUUCCUCUCACACACAGGCCUCUGUGCUUUAUUGAGCAGAGAAGGCAUCAACUAGUGUAGAGUAUAGUUAUUUAGACACAGGUAAGUCUUUUUUCAGUCCUUACCUUAUUCUUAGAGGUACUUGUAGAGUUAAUGAGAGGGCAAACAUGAGGACAGCCCUUCUUUUUUUAUUACCCACCUUGUCCUCCGGACGGAGCAGGAUUUACUAAACCAAAGGCUUGAUGUUCCCCUCCUUGAAGUUCCAGGACUCGGUUUGAUUUCUUUUUCUUGUCAUUUGGAGUGAUCACCUUUCAUCACUCAUUUGGAAUACACUGAUUUCUCAGGAGAAGGGGUUUGUGUAAAGCUUUCCUCCUGGAUUACUUGUGGAGAUUAGUGAUGGGGAAUGCAGCGGCAGGGGGCUUGGAGCAAGAACCGGCUGAGGGCCGAGAGGCCAGGAACUCAGUCGGGACAGCUUCCACAAUGAGUGAUCCCACGCUAGGCCCAAAGAAGCAGUCUGCCCCUCCAAAACUUCCCAUGCCCCCAGAAGAGGAGCUGGAGGAGCGCUUCAAUAUGGUGCUGAGCCACAUGAACUUGCCUCCAGAUAAACUGAAGCUGUUGAGCCAGUACGACAAUGAUAAGAAAUGGGAAUUGGUCUGUGAUCAGGAGCGUUUCCAGGUGAAGAGUCCACCAUCUACUUACCUGAGCAAAAUCAAGAGCUUCUACCAAGAUCAAGUUGGGGUGUCUCGGAGGUCAAAGAAAAGAAUCCAAGAUGCCACACAGGUUCUCAAAAACCUGGAGAUCUCCCUUCGCACCAAUCACAUCGGAUGGGCCCAAGAAUUUCUCAAUGAGCAGAAUAAAGGUUUGGAUGUCCUGGUGGAAUACCUUUCCCACGCUCAAAGUGACACCUCAUUCGAUGUGGAGGUCGUGGAAAACGGCGGCAGCGUGUCAGAUCGGCGCAAGUCAGCAGAAAGGUCGAUGGAAGAUUUGACCAAGAGCUCCAACAGCAGUCAGUCUCACGGGAUGAGCAGAGCCGCUCGGGCGUUGACCGUGAGAAUAAGCUCCACGCUGGCGCACAAGAUGCACAAGAAGUCCCAUUCAUCCCAUCAGAGAGAUGACAUACAUGUGUGCAUCAUGUGCCUGAGAGCCAUCAUGAACUACCAGUCUGGUUUUAACCUGGUGAUGACUCAUCCGCGUUGUGUGAAUGAGAUCACGCUCAGCCUAAACAGCAGGAAUCCCAGGACCAAAGCCCUCGUGUUGGAGCUGCUGGCUGCCGUGUGUCUUGUCAGAGGAGGCCACGACAUCAUCCUUUCUGCUUUUGACAACUUUAAGGAGGUGAGCAAAGAAAGGAACCGCUUCGAAAAGCUGAUGGAGUACUUCGUCCAUGAUGACAACAACAUUGACUUCAUGGUGGCCUGCAUGCAGUUCAUCAACAUCGUGGUCCACUCAGUGGAGAACAUGAACUUCCGCGUUCAUCUACAGUAUGAGUUCACCCACCUGGGAUUGGACAAGUAUCUGGAAAGUCUGAAACAAACGGAGAGUGAAAAGCUUCAGGUCCAGAUCCAGGCCUACCUGGACAACGUCUUGGAUGUGGGAGUCCUGAUGGAGGAAGCAGAGAACCGAGGAGGUGUGCUGGAGCACGCCGACGAACUACAGGAGCACAACAUACAGCUGAACACCCGGCUUCAGGAGAUCGAGAAUCAGAGCAUCGAGAGGAUAUCUGAGCUGGAGACUCAGCUCAUGCAGGCCACCAAGGAGACGGAGCUGCUCAAAGAAAGCCUCAGGGAGUCGUGCUCUCAGGUUAGUGCUUUGCAGCAGAGAGAAAGAGAGCGGGAGCUGGACAGGGAGAGGGAAAAGGACAGGGAGCGUCUGAGCACCUCCAUCGGUCAGACGACCUCGGAGCUGGAGCAGAAGGUCCAGGAGCUGCAGGACAAAGGCCUGAUCCGACUGGGACGCAGCGCCUCCGGCAGCCUGGACAUCCAGGUGGUCCCCGUCACGGUGGUCGAAUACGUCCAAAGCCCGUCUCCAGCAGGCCAGCCCAGCACGCCGAGCUCCGAUUCAACAGACUCCGCAUCUGUCCUCCCUUCUCCACCUCCUCCACCUCCUCCACCUCCCCUUCCUGGUGGUCCAGGGCAGGCUGCCUCUCCUCCUCCUCCUCCUCCCCCUCCCCCACCCGGGGCAGGUCCACCGCCGCCUCCUCCUCCGCCUCCACUACCUGGGGCAGGUCCACCGCCACCCCCACCUCCCCCACCCGGUGCCGGUCCGCCACCCCCGCCUCCCCCACCUGGUGCUGGACCUCCACCACCUCCACAAGCCAGUCAGCCGGGGCUUAAGACUAAGAAGACCAUUCAGACCAAGUUUAAGAUGCCUCUGUUGAACUGGCAGGCUUUAAAACCAAACCAGGUUACAGGCACCGUCUUCAACGAGCUGGAUGAUGAGCAGAUUUUAGGGGAACUGAACAUGGAUGUGUUUGAGGCGCAGUUCAAGACCAGGGCCCAGGGUGAUCCAGGAGAUGUGUUGAAGGUCAAGAAAAAGAUGACCCAAAAGGCACCCAGCAAGACGUCCUUGAUUGACCCAAACAAGGCCAAGAAUCUUGCAAUCACUCUGCGCAAAGGGGGGAUGAGCCCAUCUGCUAUCUGCACCGCCAUAGAGGCGUACGACCAGCAGUCUUUGUCUAUAGAUUUCUUGGAACUGCUUGAGCACUUCAUACCGUCAGACUUCGAAAAGAAGCUCCUGGACAACUAUGAGAAAGACGGACGUCCGCUGGAGGAGCUGACUGACGAAGACCAGUUUAUUUUACGCUUUGGGAAGAUUGCUCGUCUGAGCAAGAGAAUUAGCACCCUCACUUUCAUGGGAAACUUCCCGGAGACCGUCAAGCGCCUGCAACCGCAACUGAACUCCAUCAUUGCUGCAUCCAUGUCUAUCAAGUCUUCAACCAAACUGAAGAAGGUCUUAGAAAUUGUUCUGGCCUUUGGUAACUACAUGAACAGCAGCAAGAGAGGCGCAGCCUACGGUUUCAGGCUGCAGAGUCUGGACCUCUUGUUGGAGACCAAAUCUACCGACCGCACACAGACGCUACUUCACUUCAUCACCGAAAUUAUCCAGGAAAAAUACUCCGACUUGGCCAACUUCCACACCGAUCUUCACUUCGUAGACAAGGCGGCUCUUGCGUCCCUGGACAGCAUUCUCCAAGAUGUCCGCUCACUGGAGCGAGGGAUGGAGAUGGCCAAGAAGGAGUUUCUGGUGCAAGACGACAGUCCUGUGCUGAAGGAGUUCAUCAAAACAAACUGCGAGCUGCUGGAGGCUUUACUCAAGGACAGCAAGACUGCACAGGAGGCUUACAUCUCUGUGGUGGAAUACUUUGGAGAAAACCCCAAAACCACGCAGCCCUCCAUGUUCUUCCCCAUGUUUGGCCGUUUCAUAAAGGCCUAUAAGACAGCGCAACAAGCUAUUGAGCAGAAAAAGAAAAUGGAGCACGAGAGCCAGGAGGUGAAAGACUCACCUUCUCCAAACAAGCCUGGUGCACAAAAGAGCCCGAUGCCCAUGAUGCCGAAGAUGGACCUGAUAGCGGAGCUGAAGAAGAGGCAGGUGAAAACUCCGGUUCGCGAGGGGAAGGACGGUGCACUGGAGGACAUCAUCACAGAUCUGAGGAACACACCAUACAGGCGGGCAGAUGGGCGCCGGCCGGCGCAGCGCCAGGACACUUAAGCCACUUCUGCUUGAUAUUUUUAUUUUAUUAUUUUCUUUACAAAUGUUACUGGAAUCACACUCAAAUGUACAAGCAGUUGAGAAGCUUUAAAUGCCCUGUAUAUACUAUAAAUCACAAUCUUUGGUUAGCCGUAUGAAAGUGUGGAUUAACAAUAUACUGAUUUGUAAAUAGAAUUUGGAAGUUUUCUUAUGUUUU
Molecule: messenger RNA, 4010 nt
Organism: Cololabis saira (Pacific saury)
Lineage: Eukaryota; Metazoa; Chordata; Actinopteri; Beloniformes; Belonidae
Gene: fmnl1a
Product: formin-like 1a
Exons: 25
Coding region: 506-3814 (1102 amino acids)
Biological process (GO): regulation of cell shape; cell migration; cortical actin cytoskeleton organization
Cellular component (GO): cytosol
Molecular function (GO): small GTPase binding; actin filament binding
Source: RefSeq, a predicted model, not a curated record